UAGCUCUUGCUCUCUGCUUUUGCGAUUGCUUUUGCUCCACCAUACAUCGGUUUUAGCAAGGAAAAUUCAUCUCCGAGCACGACCGACCGAUGUGCCCCCCACCACAAACACGCAACGCCACCGCCGAGAUCAAGAAGGCACCGCUGCCCUCGCGGCGCCGCAAGGACGGCCUCAUCCGCUUCGCGAAAGAUAACACGUCGCAGGGCGGCGAGGACGGCAUUUUGCAGGCCAUCUAUGAUUGCCUCGGCGACGGCCCGCGCACGGUGGUCGACGUCGGCGCCUGGGACGGCGUGCACCUCUCGAACACCCAUUCAUUAUUAGUGCCGGACGCCUCGACCUGGCGCGGCUUUCUGAUCGAGGCCGAUGCGUCGAAGUGCGAAAAGCUACGCGCGCUCCACGAGCCGCUCGGCAAUGUUUGUGUGGAGGCCUUUGUCUCGUGCGAGGACGACGCGAGGAAGCUCCCUGCCAUAUUGGGCAAGCACAGCUGCCCGUGGAGUGUGGACCUGCUGUCGAUCGACGUGGACGGCGUCGACUACUGGCUCUGGCGCGACUUCCUUGAGUCCGGCCGCGCGGCGAAGGUGGUAGUAAUAGAGUUCAACCCGUCGAUGCCCGACGACCUGCACUAUGUGCCACCGCGGGCCGACGCGCAGCGCCACGGCGCGUCGUUAGCUGCUUUAUGUGCGCUGGGCGAAGCUUAUGAUUAUUUUUUAGUGGAGACGACGCUGUUCAACGCGGUCUUCGCCGACGCUGCGACGCGCGCUUUACUAGUCGAGCGGGGCCUCGUGCCGGCGGACGCGUCGCGUUACGACCUGCACGAGACGACCAUGGGCACGCAGCUCUACCAGCUCUACGACGGGACGCUCAAGGUUCACGGAACGAAGAAGCUGCUCUGGCACCGCAAGCCCAUCGACGAGCGGAAGCUCCAGGUGCUCGGCGAGGCCGAGCGGCUCUUCCCCUUCGCGCCCGGCGGGACUAGUACCGAGAAGAAGCCGCGGCGGCCGAAGCGCCGCAAGCGCCGCCGGAGCCCCGAGACGAAGCCGCGCGCGGCGCCCUACGCGGCCUACGCGCUCGCCGCGUUGUUCGUGGCGUCGCUCGUGGUGCAUCGGCGCCGCUGAGGAUUCUAGUAUCGUUAAUGUCUGGUUACCUGU
Pelagomonas calceolata is the source of this 1148-nucleotide messenger RNA. NCBI's taxonomy places the organism in Eukaryota, Pelagophyceae, Pelagomonadales, Pelagomonadaceae. The record is from the annotation of a GenBank genome assembly.